Pleuronectes platessa (European plaice) is the source of this 5045-nucleotide messenger RNA. Its product is annotated as desmoglein-2-like protein. The record is from RefSeq and is a predicted model, not a curated record. Lineage: Eukaryota; Metazoa; Chordata; Actinopteri; Pleuronectiformes; Pleuronectidae. Bases 190 to 3669 code for a protein of 1159 amino acids. The transcript has 14 exons. Gene Ontology annotation, molecular function: calcium ion binding. Gene Ontology annotation, biological process: homophilic cell-cell adhesion. Gene Ontology annotation, cellular component: desmosome; plasma membrane.
AUCAAACCCAGGGAGGAGCCGCCUCCUCUGUAACACCUCUUCCUGCACUGCUGCGCCCGGGUCGAAGGCUGCACUGAGCCAGCUAUACACACACACACACAAAGAGAGAGAGAGCGAGAGAGACACACACACCGACAGUGAAUAGGACUGGGUUCGGAUUCAACAAGUGUCCAUUUGUCCAACAAGUCGAUGGCUCCGCUGCUGAGGUGCUGCGUUCUGACCCUGCUGCUGUUCUUCUUGACGCUGGAUCCUGGGGCAGCAGAAGGAAAUGGACCCAUGUUACAAAGACAGAGAAGAGAAUGGAUCGUCGCCCCCAGACAGCUGAAGGAAAACCACGACUACACCAGCCUUCCGUCUAUCGCCAGAAUUCGCUCGGAUAAAUCAUACAACCAUACGAUAUAUUAUUUCUUAAAAGGGCCUGGUGUCGACCAACCACCUAUCGGAAGAUUUUCUGUCGACUCUUCAACUGGUUAUGUUAGAGUCCAUUCCGUUCUGGACCGAGAGGAAAUCGACAUCUAUCGAUUACAAGGUGUGGCCAAAUUCCAAAACGGUGACAUCGCUGAGAGCGACAUCAACAUUACUAUCACUGUCGUCGAUGAGAAUGACUGCUCUCCAGUAGUUAAGAUUGGGCAGGUCGGAUCUGUCAAUGAAUCCUGUGCAGCAGGUACUAUUGUCAUGAGAGUGAUUGCUACUGAUGGCGAUCAAGCGGGCACAGACCACACAAAACUCUUCUACAGCAUUGACCAGGAGAGUAACAAGGAUGGGAUGUUCUCCAUCAACUCUCAAACUGGAGACAUCAUGGUGCAACAGACCACUCUGGAUAGGGAGCUCAAAGAUUCCUACAGCUUGGCCGUCAAAGUCGUUGACAUGGAUGGGCGGUCUGGAAACUCAGGAGGCGGAGUAGUUAACAUAAAAGUUCUGGACAUAAAUGACAAUGUGCCGACCUUGGAGAAAGAAAUGUAUGAAGGGAGCGUGUCGGAGAACACCAUCAACACGGAGGUGAUGAGGAUUCAAUCCAUGGACAUGGACAUGAUUAACACUGAGAACUGGGACGCUGUCUAUGAAAUCGUUUCAGGGAACGAGGGAGGCUAUUUCAGUAUCCAUACUGAUGCCAAGACCAACGAGGGAGUCAUCAUGGUUAACAAGGCGCUGGACUAUGAGGAACUAAAGGCCCUCAACUUGGGUGUGGCCGUCUCCAACAAAGCGCAGUACAAUUUUGGUGGUGGCAGUUCGUCAUCAGGAUCAUCAGGAUCAUCAGGAUCAUCAGGAUCAUCAGGCUCAUCAGGCUCAUCCGUCAUCGCAAAAUCCUACCCUGUCAAAAUCAACGUGGUCAAUCAAAAAGAAGGGCCCCGUUUUCAGCCGGGUGUGAAAGUGGUGACCAUCUCCGAGGACAAAUCCUCCAUCAACCUCAAGAACAUCCUCACCAACUACGCCGCUAUCGACAGUGACACACUGCUGACAGCCACCAACGUCCGAUAUAGUAAAUUGCGCGAUCAAGGCAACUGGUUGAUCGUUGAUUCAGAGACGGGAGAUAUCAGGCUGAAUAAACUACCUGACAGAGAGUCCAAAUUCUUGGUCAAUGGAACAUAUUAUGCUGAAAUAAUAGCUUCUACCGACGAUAAUCCCUCCAAAACAGCCACAGGAACCAUAGCCAUUCAGGUGGAGGACUUCAAUGACCACUGCCCAAAGCUGACGACAACCGCUCACACCAUGUGCCUGGAGGAGAGCGUCAUCUACGCCACAGCCGUGGACGAGGACGAUUUCCCCAAUUCAGCGCCGUUCGAGUUCACCGUGAACGGGCAGAAGGACAAUGAGAAAUGGACAGUGGAGCAUUUUAAUGCUACUACAUCGAUUCUCAGAGACAACGCCGACUUGUGGCCAGGCGUCCACCAAGUGACCGUGGAGGUCAGGGACCAGCAAGGGAAAAUGUGCGAUGAGGUUCAGAUCAUAGAUGUAACCGUGUGUAGGUGCGAGGAGGACCAAAAAGUGUGCAGUCCGCUCAAGGAGAAGAAAGUCAGUUUAGGAGCUGGAGGGAUCCUGCUUCUGCUCCUGGGCCUGCUGCUGCUGCUGCUGUUGCCGCUUCUGCUGUUGUUCUGCCUGUGUGGGGGUGCUCCACUUAAAGGAGAUUUCAAGCCACUUCCAUACGACAGCAAACCGCAGCUGAUGCCAUUUCACACCGAGGGACAGGGAGAAGACAAGGAGGUUCCUCUUCUACGGGUCCCGAUGGAAGUCGACAAUGGCUGCGUGGACAUCAAGAACGUCAGCGCGUAUGAGGCAGGAGGGUUCCUGACAAAUUACAAUGAAUCCGGAGGAGGACUGGUUGGAGGAGCAGGAUAUGGCGGUGGCAUGAAUACAUUGACAACAGACGAAUUGCACAGGUACAACAGUUACAAAUACAUCGCCGGGCAAUCGGAGGCACAGCAUCUUGGUGCCGGGAUGGGGGCGGAGUUCUCUGGAUACGGAGGCGGGGCCUUUGAUGGGAUGGCUCUGUCUGAACACUACCUGCAAGAGUACUAUACAAAUAAAUCAAACCAUGCCACACAAGAGUCCCAGCAGAAGGAUGGACUGCUGGUCUAUGACUAUGAGGGUAAGGACUCUCUGGCGGGCUCUGUAGGUUGCUGCAGUCUUCUCGAGAACGAUAAUGAUCUCGCCUUCCUCGAUGACCUGGGGUCUAAAUUCAAAACCCUGGCAGAGAUCUGUCAAGGAUCGACCAUCGUGACCCAAUCGGCGACUGCAGUUGUUUCCAGCUCCCUACCAAGACCAGUGUCUCCAGUCAGGCCCUCCACCUCCUCCCACACGCACGUCCAGACUCACACUGAAUCAGUCAGGGACAGGGACCGUGUCCAUAUCAACACUGUGGACACCUCCAAUGUAGCAACCGGAUCCUCCACGAUCUUCCAGGAGGAGCGAAUUACUGAGAGAGCCCAGGUUCCCACGGUGCAAGUCCAGGAAAAUAUAAUGAUUCCCAGUCAGACCAUGCUCAUACAACAGCCCUCUAUGUACUAUACUACUGCGCCCAUGUACGUAGUUGAGUCCCAGCCCCAGAUGAUGCUUGUGGCAGGGGGCGCCCAGCAGCAGGGGCUGGUGCAGGUUGGUGGUCUCCAAGGUUCUCAGGGUAUGGUCCUCGUAGACAGACAGGUAGGAGUAAAUGGAGGCAUGGGGCAAGUGCAGGUUGGUGGUCUCCAAGGUUCUCAGGGUAUGGUCCUCGUAGACAGGCAGGUAGGAGUAAAUGGAGGCAUGGGGCAGGUGCACGUUGGUGGUCUCCAAGGUUCUCAGGGUAUGGUCCUCGUUGACAGGCAGGUAGGAGUAGAUGGAGGCAUGGGGCAGGUGGCACAAGGCUUUUCGCAGGGAACCAUCUCCAGGAAGGUGAUGCUGGUGGAGAACGGGUCCGCCGCUGGACAGCAAGGUGGACAAUUUGUGCAGGGAUUUACUCAGAUGGGACAGGGUUCCACAGCGCAGGGUUUGGAGGUCAGAGGUCAGGGCUAUGAGAUGAGGGCUCCGAGUUUUACGAUGGGUUCACUCGGCUCUACAGGAUUAAAUGAGGAUUUCUCUGGUCACACCCAAGUUUCUAUGGCCACACCCAAGCUACAAGGGAGCAAGAAACAGGUUGUGCAACAUAAGAAAGUCACUGUCACAGAGAGAAAUAUUGAAUCUAACACAAGAGCUUAAAGCUAAAAUUUGCUUAGCAUAUCCACAAAUGUCAUAUUUCUUAAUCUACUGAAACUUAUUUCAGUUUGUUAGAAUAUAUUAAACAAACUUCUGGUAAUACAGAUUAAUUACUUGUUAAAUUGUGGUUAAACUAGUUAAUGAAUAGUGAAGUCUGCUUUACCUAAAGUACAGCACUGUUUGUCCACUACACUACUGCACUUAGUGAACACAUAGGGUGUGUUAUUUACUACUUGUCUGUCAUUACCAUACAGUUACACAAUACAUACAGUGUUGGUGUAGGGUUUAUAGCAGAACUGGGAGAAAACAACAGGUUAUAAGAGGCAUUUACAUGACUAGCUGAGGGGGAACGGAACAUCUAGGACUAGGCAGUACAGGCACAAAAUGACAGCCAUUAAAUCACUGUAUUUACUUUAAUUACACUAGCAAGGCUUUCAGGGUGGGAGCGGCCAAAGUAAACUAAACUAAACCCGUCAGACAAACACUGCAUAGUCUCUCAUCAACCUGCAAAUCUCCGGCUAAAUCUCCCAACUAAAGAGAAAACUGGAAGAAGUGGAGAACGUAAAAAAUGGCCACAGUGCGUCUCCCAGGGAGUAGAAAACGUCUUUAGAGUCUGUAAACCAGUGAUGGAACUCGUGAUCUCCUCUCUGGACGCUACUACAACAUAUAUAGGACUGGAAAAUGAUUAUGAUAAAUUGAUCAUGUUUGAUAAAGUCAAUAAGACAAAAAAACUUGUGUACAUAGUAUACUGCUGCAACCCACUGCUGCGAGUGUUGUAUAUUUUUGUGUGGUGUAUUUGUUUUUUGUAAUGUUUUAGCUGUAGCCAUGCCUUUAGCUGCUCUGCUGACCUUUGGAUUGUUUGCCUUAGUUAUACUGUAACUUAGACCUGGGUUGGGAAUUCCUGGGAGUACUAUAAAACUGAUAAAAGCCUGCCUGCAGCCGGAUCAAAGCCCCGAUUGUCCGAAUGAUUUGAUUCACCAGAACAAGACGAGGAUGUUUUUAUUGCUAUGCAGCGUACUCGACAGAAAUCGUCCUUUUUAUUCUUGCACUCUCUAUUUUCUACAGAAUAAUGUGGGUUCUCGAGGAGCUUUAAAAUUAUCCAAGCCUGUUCAUUUUGUUUAUACAAAUGUAUAUUGUGUGAUCAUUUUUGUAUUGUUUUAUUUUUAUUGUGUGUUAAGGUAACAUCAUUUGGCUUUGUGGAUGGGAAGUGUCAAGCACAAAACUUUGUUUUUGAUCAAGUUAAUAUUUUACUAGUGAACUGUAUGAAUACAGCAGAUGUUGCUCUAGAACAGCACAGCACUAAAAAUGCAUUAUAGUGAGGAUGUUUUCAUUUUGAAAGUGUUGCACAUCAUAACGUAAUAAAAUCUAAUUGAAAGAAA